AUGGAGGAGCUGUCCAGAGCCAAUAAUCACUUCACUCUGGAUUUGUUCCAUAUUUUGAAUGAGAAGGAUCCCACGGGAAACAUCUUCUUCUCUCCCUUCAGCAUCUCCUGUGCAGCAGCCUUGGUCCUUGCUGGGGCCAAGGGCAACAGCGCAGCACAGCUGUCCAAGGCAUUUCAUCUCGAUAAGGUUGAGGAAGUUCAUUCCAAGUUUCAGUGUCUGAAUGCUGAAAUAAACAAACGCGAUACUUCCUAUAUGCUGAAAAUUGCUAACAGGUUAUACGGCGAGAAGACCUAUCAUUUCCUCCCUGAUUUCUUGGCAACAAUUCAGAAAUUCUAUGAGGCUGACCUGGCCAGUGUGGAUUUCCAGCAUGCCUCUGAGGACGUGAGGAAGGAGAUAAACCAAUGGGUCAAAGAUCAGACAGAAGGGAAAAUUCCAGACUUGUUACCUUCAGGUGUGGUUAACAACUUGACUAAACUUGUGCUGGUGAAUGCCAUCUAUUUCAUGGGGAAGUGGAAGAACAUAUUUAACAAAAACUGCACAAAGGAAGCCCAAUUCCAUUUGAAUAAAAAAGAUAAAAAAAUGGUGAACGUGAUGUAUCAGGAGGAAACAUUUCCAUACGGCUAUAUCGAUGAAGUAAAGUGCCAUGUGUUAGUACUGCCUUAUGAAGACAACGACCUCAGCAUGGUCAUCCUGCUGCCACAUGACAUUGACGAUGACUCCACAGGUCUGAAGAAGAUUGAGGAACAGUUGACUUUGGAUAAACUGAAUGAGUGGAUCAAUUCUAAUAAUUUGAAGGCGAACGAUGUCUUCGUCUACUUGCCUAGGUUUAAUCUUGAAGAGAGCUAUGAUCUCAAAGACCACCUGGUCAGCCUCGAUGUGCAGGAUAUACUUGAUCCUAGUAAGGCAGAUCUGUCUGGAAUAUCAGGAGCCAAAGAUCUUUAUGUAUCAGAGUUUGUUCAUAAAUCCUUUGUGGAAGUAAAUGAAGAGGGUACAGUGGCUGCAGCUGCCACAGAAGAGAAGAUAAUAUUUUUCUGUGAUUCAUUAGAACCACCAAUACAUUUCAAUGCCAACCAUCCAUUCCUUUUCUUUAUCCAACACAAUGCCUCAAAGUGCAUCCUCUUUUUUGGCCGAUUUGCUUCUCCUUAG
This is a messenger RNA of Elephantulus edwardii (Cape elephant shrew), 1146 nucleotides long. RefSeq names its product leukocyte elastase inhibitor-like. NCBI's taxonomy places the organism in Eukaryota, Metazoa, Chordata, Mammalia, Macroscelidea, Macroscelididae. The transcript is spliced from 6 exons. The record is from RefSeq and is a predicted model, not a curated record. Gene Ontology annotation, biological process: negative regulation of endopeptidase activity. Bases 1 to 1146 code for a protein of 381 amino acids. Gene Ontology annotation, molecular function: serine-type endopeptidase inhibitor activity.